UUAAUAAGGGGGUGUGUAUGCUGUUGAAGGAAGGCCCCGUCAACGCAUCUGCGAUCCAUUCUCAUAAGGGGGCGGGGUCAGUGAACCGAUUAGCGCAGGGCGUUCUGGGAAUUGUAGUUUUUCCCCCAUGUCAAUUGGCAUACAAAUGAUGUCUUCAAAGGGGUGGUUGUUCACGGUGAACUUUGAAGUCGUUUUUACAAGUAAUUUCAUGUUUCUUCAAUAUAUAUCAAAUUAAGUCUUCCAAGGUACGAAUAAUACACAAUUAUUUAUACAAAAGUCCAAAACACCAAGGUAGUUGCCUAUGUUGUUAACCUUUUGUUUGUAGUGAGUGAGUGUCUGUAAAUGUUCCAGAAUUUGACACAAAUGCUAUUUUUUAUCUGUAGACCCUUGACGGACUGUUAAAAAGUCACCCUUCAAACAAGACAAAGUAUUAAUACAUGUUUUUAUGGUGGUGAAAUUAUUCUGUUGUUAAAGUAUCUAGUACACUGGCUGUUUUAUUUUCGGUUAAACCACGUUUAAGUUGUCAAGCAAAGGUAAUUAUUCCUUCAUAAUUUCAAAGCGGUCUCAAAACAAAGUCCAGCUUAAACUGAGUGUUAUUAUAGCAUUUAAUUUGUGUGUUGUGAUGGCAUAUGAGUAGUGCUCAGUACAAUUUUAGGAAUUCAAUCUUGUCAUAUCACUACUAUUUAUGUAUGAUGAAAUCGUGAAUAUAAAUUGUUAUUAUUAUAUAUGAAUUUAUUUUAAAUAAGCAGUUUUAAUUUGAUAUAUGUAUAUAUAAAUUAUUUUAUGUAAUGAGAGCUUUGAUUAUACCAGUGCAAGUUCUCGCGUCUCAUACUGAAAUCGAAAUUCUCUUCUGACCCUUUAAUUUUCAUGCAUAAAAGAAGCUGGGUCACAUUCAUGUGUACAGCUGGAAACGGCUGAUCUGACCGUAUCUCUCGGUCCACUGUUGGCUCUUGUUGUGAUUUUGGCAUGGGAUCUGUUUGCCGGGUUUUGAGCCGCUUGGACGUAAGGAAGCGAGCAGGGAAACCUCUCUCUCGCCUGCACAAUUGUUCCCCGUGUUUGUCCUCACGCAGCUGAGGCGCUGCUGAUAAGAGAGGCUUUCCAGAGAUACCCCGUGAGAUGCCCAGACAGGGAGGAAGUUCAAUUAGGGUUUGAUUUCCUCGGUCAAAGCACGCGUGUGAUCGUGUGAGGCAGAGAUUUCCAGGGGCUUGAGUUUAGAGACAAUGGACUUGAAUGAGCAUUCAGGAAAGUCAAUAUUUUCUACUUCGCACUCUAAUGUUUCUCUUUCCUGGUGUUGCAUCCUGUUUCAUGGAUGUAAGCAAAAGUAGAUGGGCACUUUUUUUAGUUAAUUUUUUUUUUUUUUUUUUCACAUUUAUUCAACUUAUAGUGAAAGUCAGUAUUUAUUACUUCACACUCUUAAUGUUGCUUUCUGUUUUAGGGAUGUAAGCAAGGACACACUGUUUUAUGUCAAAAUGUUCAUUUUUAAAGAAAAUCCUUUAACUUUAUUCAACUUUUAUUGAUUUAGUGUUUAAAUUUAAUUCCAAAACAAAACAUUCCGCCAGGUGUCCUUAACAAAAAGUACUGUAAAAUAAAAGGACAAUAUUGUAAUAUCACUAUUGGUAUUGCCAUGGUAUUCUUUGAAGUAAAUUACAGCAUUAUUUAAAGAACAUAAUGUUUUCAAUAUAGGAAUCAAACUAUAAUUUCUUUAAGAUGACUUCAAAAUGUAAAUCCAGUUGUCAUUUACUCACCCUCUUGUCGUUCCAAACCUGUAAGACUUUCGUUUCAUCUUCGUAACACGAACUAAGAUAUUUUUGAUGAAAUCUGAGUUUUCUGAGCUCAGUUUUUUGUGACAUAAACUUUUAAAAGGUUUGAUUUUGUAGCAAUUUUAUAGUUAAAUUUUUUUGCAAUUACGAAUGUUUAAUUUCAGUACAUUUCCAUCACUGUAAGUAACUAUAGACUUCCAUGGCCUGGUUUCACGGACAGGACUUAGAAUAAGCCAGGAUUGGACCUUAAAGUGGCUUUUCUAAACGUGUCUUAAAAAAAACAUUACUGGUAUGAAUCUUGAGACAAAGAUGCAAGAUGCUUUCAGUUAAAACCGCUCAAACAUGCAUUUUAGUCUAGGCUUAAGCCUUGUCUGUGAAACCAGGGGUAAUAAUAUAACUUUUUCUACACUUCCAUUUUUUGAAGUGCUUUCACUUCUGCAAUUAUCUAGCAAGUGUCUUCUUUAAAAAGAGUCGGAAAGCAUUCAUCAUUUAAAUUCAGAUCUAUGCUCGAAACGGUUAACAGGCUUAGCAAACAUUCCCCUCACACCAGAGACGGCGCGGGACCAGGAACGGCGUAUUCGGCGGGAAAUCGCCAACAGUAAUGAGCGCCGGCGCAUGCAGAGCAUCAACGCUGGCUUCCAGUCCCUGAAAACACUCAUCCCGCAUAGUGACGGAGAAAAGCUAAGCAAGGCUGCCAUCUUACAGCAGACGGCUGAAUACAUCUUCUCUCUGGAGCAGGAGAAGACACGGCUGCUGCAACAAAACACCCAACUCAAACGCUACAUACAGAAGGAGUUCAGCGGCUCGUCUCCGAAGAGGAGGCGCGCCGAGGAGAAAGAUGAAGGAAUCGGAUCCCCAGACAUUCUGGAGGAGGAGAAGGUGGAGGAUCUGCGGAGGGAGAUGAUCGAGCUCCGACAACAGCUGGAUAAAGAGCGCUCCGUUCGCAUGAUGCUGGAAGAACAGAUCCGUUCGUUGGAUGCCCACUUGUACCCUGAGAAGCUAAAGGUGAUCGCGCAGCAGGUCCAGGAACAGCAUGUGCAGUCGCAAACUCUGCUCCGCCUUCAGCAGCAGCAGGAACAGCUGGGGAAAGAGACCAGCACCCCUGCUCGCAGCCCGCUGGUGUUUUCUCCUGCCACACCGCCUGCACCCACUCAUCACGCCACAGUAAUCGUCCCCGCCCCUGCGCCGCCUCCUCCUCCCCAUCAUGUCACCGUGGUUACCAUGGGCCCCGCCUCCGUGAUCAACACAGCAUCCACAUCACGACAGAACUUGGACACCAUUGUGCAGACACUAAGGAACGGCACCCGAAGCCAUUUAAAAGCCAUCCAGCACAUCGAAGGCACGCAGGACAGGAUGGUCGUGCCCGAGGAGGAAAAGCGCCGGGCGGUCAUCGUCACCCCGGGCCGCGUCCUCACAGACACCGGAGACUCCGACACCGCCUCUGACAACGAAGGAUCUGAGGACUGUUAACUGCCCCGGUCACCCCCAUCCCCAUUUCCGCCCCACAUGUAACCGGGGCCACGGAGAAGGGUUAGGGGGUCAGUGGAAGGGCCUCCGCAGAAAUACUCUUUCUUUCUCUCUCCUCUCUUCCUGUCGCUGUCUUCUUUACACUCGCAUACGGGACUCACAAACUCAAUGACUUGAAGGUUUCUUGGGGGUGGGUGUGGGGGGGAGGGGUAAAACUAUACAAAAACUGAAAGAUAAAAAAAAAAGAAGGUUUACAGGAAACGUGCCGCAAAAACAGAACGAGCACGUUUAUGUAUACUCACACAGUACACUAUAACUCCAUAGCACUCUGGUAACUUGUUGAUACAUUCAUGUGAUACAGCUCUUACUCAUACUCCGUCGUCUGUAGUUUCACCAACGCACGCUCCCAGGUUAGCGAUUUUGUGAGGGGAAUCACAAAAUCUGUCGGAAUCUGCCAUGGGUCUUCCAGGCCUCUGCUUCAUCACUUCCUGUUCUCCUACAUUCUGCCCAUAAGAGGGCAGUAGAGUGUUCUGAUUGGAGGAAUCCCGUUUCCGCGCUACAGGACGUCUCAUCUCUCAAAACGAACCAUUUGCCCCACUAUCCCGCUCUGGCUGCGUCAUAUUCCUCUUUCCGUUCUGGGGAGGCUUGAAGCAUCACUGUGAGCCAAUGAGACUUCAGAAACCUGUUCCACACCAUGGCUUCCGAAAGUUUAGAGGAAAUGUUACUUUUCUUUUGGCGUUUUUUGUUUUUGGCGUUUUCCCGUUUGCUGGCGAUAUGUCAAGUUCUCAAAAGCGUGACAAUGACUGACACUGCUCAGAGGGGCUUUGUAUUGCGCGCACUUUUUAAAUUACGCAAAGAGGGGGGACUUUGUGCACUUAUUGUCGCUCACCUUUACUGGGCUGGGUUCCCAGUACACACGUUGGUGUAGGGUGAAGCACUCCCUCCGUCGCGUCCAAACACCCCCCUUCCACGGUCCUGUCCUUAAAGUCGUAAUUUCAAAAUUCUGGCCGAAUUUUUUUUAAAUGUCGUUUGUAUGUCAAAUGAAUGGAAUAAGCUAACCGUCAGGUACUCGUACCUGCGAGGAAAUUUGUGUCGCUUUUAGCACAUUUGCUAAUAUAAGCGUAAAGUUUCGUUUUUGUUUUUGAGGAAGUGUGGAAAUAGCACUACCAGGGUUGUCGUGGCCCGAUUUCAGCCUAUGCAGCUCUUUUGGUUCUCGCCCCCCCACGCCCCCUUUGAGAGGAACUUGGUGGCCACUUUGGUCUUCUCCCAGAAGUAUUGUCAUGUCCGUUUGUCGUCCAAGUCGUGUCAGGUGCUCUCUGCGGCGUGACUAGCCCGUAAUCUUGCGCUCUAUGCACUCUGCUCGCUUGAAUGUUUUAGUUUCCCUGUAUUUCCUGGCGUUCGUAGAUAAUCACUUUGGACAGCAAGGUGGUGCUACUCCUGCUUGAACUCUCAAAGCCAGGGAUGUCCGAUCCUGCUUCUGGAAGGCCGUUGUCCCGCAAAGUUAGCUCCGUUCCCAAUUAAACACACCUGAAACAGGUGUGGGACGAGUUGGGGCUCAUCUCGGAUGGACGUUUGCCCUCCAGCACCAGGAUUGGAGACGCCUGGAAAAAGCCACGUGAUACUGUGAACUCUUCAUGCCCCUGGUGGGACUGAGAGAUGUAUCCCGUGCCGAACAAUGGCCAGUGGCUUGCCUUAACUCAGCUUCGGUGUGCACUGUGAGGCACAGAGGCCUGCCUUAAGCUUUUAGCCCUGAAGAUGGCGCUAGAGAGUGAGGCGUGUUCAUCUCUUCUCGCAGUUGAUGUUUCCAAACAUUCCAGAUCAAUCUACCGUUGUGUUUUGCAUUGCGUUGCCGGCGCUGAAGUCGGCAAGAUUUGGCCACAGAGAGUUUUUUUGCAUUCGGAAGAGUGCAUGUCCCCCUUCCCUUAUGAAAUAUUACAGGGAAUCUUUUUGCUGCUGGACAGAUUGUGUUUUUUUCCUUCUGGCUACCUUGUCAUUCAUAUUGCGGUGAAGACUGCUGGGAAUCAGGGCUUCCAGAAGAAUGGGAUAAUGUUGGCAGAUUUACUUUUUCUCGCGCUUUUUAUAUUUGGAUAAUGGUUUGCUUGGGUCAUAGAGACUAGUAUCCUGCUUGUGCUGUCUUUUGUUUUUCACGUUACGUCUGUAAUAACGGUUUUGUCUUUGCGAAAACGUCUCUUUCGCCCUCCCACGUCUGAACAUUUCCUCUACCGAAGCCACAGGGUGUCUAUUUUUGUGUGUGUGUGUGUAAUUUCUACUCACAGAUAUCACUGUAAGUAAAUCCUGAGGACAUAUCAGAGGUUGGGUGUGUCGAGUGAAACGGGGGUGAUUUUAUGAACCUGAAGCACUUACUGUAGUAUAACGAGGAGUGACUCUUAUUUUCAAAGAGAUGUUCUCCUCGACCGAAGCUCUUCUCGCUGUGAUUUUUGAACCACACGGCUGUGUUUAACCCUCAACGUUUGUCCUGGCACACCACAUGUCCUCUGGGCCGUCUCUGCAGUCUCCAGACUUGUCUCAUCUUCUCCCUCUUUUAUUGUCUGUCAUCUCUUUAUUUUAUUUUUUUUGUUUCUAUUUUUGUUGUUUCUCUUUAUGUGGGACAGUCAGUCCGUUUGGUUGAGAAGCUAUUGUAUUUUUUUUUAAACUGGGGAAAAGAGGCUUGUGCCUUUGUAAAAACAGAAUAAUAAAGUUUGUACUUUGUUUUUUACAA
This is a messenger RNA of Pimephales promelas (fathead minnow), 5946 nucleotides long. RefSeq names its product transcription factor AP-4 (activating enhancer binding protein 4) (gene tfap4). Gene Ontology annotation, biological process: regulation of transcription by RNA polymerase II. Gene Ontology annotation, molecular function: RNA polymerase II cis-regulatory region sequence-specific DNA binding; protein dimerization activity; DNA-binding transcription factor activity, RNA polymerase II-specific. Lineage: Eukaryota; Metazoa; Chordata; Actinopteri; Cypriniformes; Leuciscidae. Gene Ontology annotation, cellular component: nucleus. The record is from RefSeq and is a predicted model, not a curated record.